Molecule: messenger RNA, 9204 nt
Organism: Hyalella azteca
Lineage: Eukaryota; Metazoa; Arthropoda; Malacostraca; Amphipoda; Hyalellidae
Product: E3 ubiquitin-protein ligase SHPRH
Exons: 12
Coding region: 77-7291 (2404 amino acids)
Biological process (GO): protein polyubiquitination; DNA damage response
Cellular component (GO): nucleus
Molecular function (GO): ATP binding; ubiquitin protein ligase activity; protein binding
Source: RefSeq, a predicted model, not a curated record
AGCAUAGUAAGCUUAAAAUCGUUAGGAUCAUUUUUUUUAAUUAACCCCUGUAGGUAAGGGGUUCAUAUUAUUAGCCAUGGUACGAAAAAAAGCCAGUAAUCCCCUGCAGCUGGGGGAUGUAGCCCAGCGCCUGGGAUCGUGGGACCUUUCCACUGUUAAUUCUGUGAGUGAUGCCCACCCUGACAUCGCCGCGCUCCUCAAGUCUGGCACGUCUGAUGCUCAGGAAGAUGAGGCUCAACCCUCCACCAGCGAGAAUGGAGGAUUCAACCUAACAUGGGUGAGGUGUUCGACUGCAUCAUCGGCUGAAGGAAGUACACAAGAUGAUGUUUUAACAUUGGUGUCUGAUGAUGAUAGCAGCCCUAAUGAGAUAGAGGAGCUGCCAGUCCUGCAGCCAAUCCUGAGCCUGGGAACAAGAGGCAGGAGAGACAGAGUAUCGAAAUCUGUGGUCUUCAAUGUUGCUGACGAAUACAGUGACAGCUCUGACGAUGACUACGUUCCUGUGCCUACCAGACGAAGUAGCGCCGCACGACAUGCAAGUCCUGACAUUGAUGAUUCCAGUGACGAGCUUGCCCAAGACGAUGAUAGCAUAGAAGUUCUGUCGGAAUCUGUGGGAACUCCACUCGACUAUGAGAGCGACGACGACAUCGUCCUCGACUUUGACGGAUAUGAAGUGGCCAGGAAAGCGAAACAAAGAAAAAAGCGCGGGGAGAUUCAGUAUUAUGGGGAAUUCGAAAAGGUUCUUGACAAUUUCUUAAUCAAAGUGAAGAUCAAUCGUGAUGACUCCAAGUCUGCUGCUUGCCUCUUCAAUGAGGUCAAAUUUGUUCUGUUUUCCGAUCUUGAUUUAUCCCUAUGGGAGAAGUGUGAUUCCUGCUAUUUAUAUAUCUGUCCUGAUAUCGACUCCAGUGCUCUAUAUUUUGAAUGGGCUACUGAACGCCCAAAGCCUCGUAAGCAAACUCAAGCUUCCAAAAAGAAGAAAAAACCCGACUCCUUCAAGCAUUUCCAACUGAGUGGUUUUGUAAAUGAUGCACUAUGGUGCGGUUUUGCUAGUGCCCGAAACUUUCAUUUGAAAUUUGCAUCAUUUGACCCGACGACGAAGGAAGUAACGGUGCAUGUGUACCUCCUUCAUUCAGCCUUACGGGAGCUGCAACACCCAAGCGAGGUGAUCACUUCAAUGCGGGGCCUCUCCGACACGGUGUGCCUCCUGUACGACAUAGAGCUCCCCGUGUACACCGGCACCAAGAAACUCAAGCAUGACUUCGAUAUCCUUUUCACAGCCGUGAAAAAUUAUCACGAGGGGAAGAAAUAUCUUGAUGAAAGCGUACAGCAUCCAUCCCUAAUUCCUGUUCUUAGACCGUACCAGCGAGCUGCUGUGCAGUGGAUGCUCUUCAAGGAAAACGUUAGAACUCGAGUCGAGGAAGACGAGGAACCAAAGAUGCACUGUCUCUUUGUGGAGCUCACUGCGCUGGACGGCACCAAGCUCUAUUACAAUAAGUACGGGGGUUAUUUCGUCAAAAACAAACCAAUUGAAAUUCUACCAACUCCUGGCGGUAUCCUUGCUGACGAAAUGGGUUUAGGGAAGACGGUCGAAGUGCUCGCGUGUAUCCUGAACAACCCGUGCGGUCCUUUGCCCAAGCCCGAGUACCUUGCGCCUGUUAUACUGGAGGAACUGCCUCAAGGGCGUCGCCGUAAAAAGAAAACAGCUUCCGACGAUAUCAUCAAUUUCGAUACUGAUGAGGAAGAGGAGAAAUCGAAUGAAGCUGAACAGGGAUCGAUUCCAAACAAUGAACUUUCGAACUCGGAUAAUAACGAUCUACUUGUGGCUAUCCGUGCGCUGUCACCGAAACCAGGCCUUAACAGUAGUUCUGAUAGCGAAAUAGAGGUGAGACGCUCGUCUCGAAAGAGGAAGCUCAAAGUUGAGAGUGAGGACGAGGAUUACGUCGUCGAGACAUCGCGCUCAAAGCGAGGCCCUCGUCGCGCCAAACCACAGCAACUAGUAAGCUCCGACGAUGAAGCCAAUGACGAAUCUUACGGCGGGAAACGUAAAAGGAAAGCCAGCAAAAAUCACACUGACGAUGACUCUAGCAAACCACGCACAAAGAGGAGGCGGAAAUGCAGUUUUAGUUACAGUGACAUGGACGACUUAUGUUACGACUCCAGCCCUGUGUCGUCUGAUGAUGAAGAGCCUUGCAAGACAAGAAGACGAACUAGACGGUCUCGGCAAACCGACUCCCCCGCCACGUCACCACCACCAAAGAAAGUCAAAAGAAAUCGAAUUGACGAAGAAAUCUCGCUGAAUCCCAACUGGUUGACCAUUGAAACGGUGAUACGAUCAGUUUGCUGGAACAAUGACGUCGCCAAGUACAAGAAGGAAGGCUCGUAUAAAGAAUUUGCAGACUAUUUGCGACAAGUGAAGAAGGAUCCAACUUACCUUAUGUCUUUAAAAGAGAAACUUUUUCUUCAAUAUAAACAAGAAACAGCGAUUUAUUCAUGUGCGAGCGCCGCAUCUAAAGAUUACAACAAGACCUGGAGACAGUCUUUCUUCAAGACCAAGGUGGCGCGGAAGGCGUACUUCGAGUGCAUCUGCGGUGAAGACAAGACGCCUCGGGACGCAGGGCGGGAGCAGGGCACCGUGCAGUGCAGCGUGUGCGGCCUGCACCAGCACGCGCGAUGUGUCGAGUAUGACACCCGUGACCCAUACCGCGGGGUGUACGUCUGUCCCCACUGCUGGACCCAACAGCCCCCUGUGCCAUCCGGGGCUACCCUCAUUGUGGCUCCGUCGUCCAUCACUUAUCAGUGGGUUGACGAGAUCAGCAAGCACCUGCGUCACCGGGCGCUGAAGCUGCUCGUGUACAAGGGCAUGGCUCACCAGGGCUACCUACAGCCGCGCACACUAGCCAGCUUCGACCUGGUCGUCACGUCGUACGAGACGCUCAGCAGGGAACUCAACUACGUCGACCUGCCGCACAGCAACAGCGACCUCGGCCGCAGGUUCCGGUACCCGAAGCGCUUCAUGGCCGCCCCCACGCCGCUGCUGAGUGUGCUGUGGUGGCGCUGUGUGCUGGACGAGGCACAACUCGUCGAGACCACCACAGCACGCACAGCACACAUGGCGCUGCGCCUGCAGGCACAGCACAGGUGGUGCGUCACUGGCACGCCCAUCCAGCGAUCACUGCACGACCUACAGGGUCUACUGCUGUUCCUGGGCGUGGACCCGUGGGGUCUGGAGACGUGGUGGACCCGCGUGAUGUACGAGAGUUAUUGCUACGGGGACGUGGGCCCCUUGCAUGCCCUCCUGCCUGGCCUCAUGUGGCGCAACACUAAGAAGGACAUCAUCCACCAGAUCGACCUGCCUCCUCAGACUGAAACUAUCCACUGGGUGCAGUUCAGCGGCGUGGAGGAGCACUUCUACCGGCAGCUGCACAACGAAUGCUCCCGCGACGCGCGACAUCGACUCUCUAAGUUCGGCGACCGCGUGCGACUCGGCGACCUCGACAGGAAAACUUUGGCACAUUUGCUCCAGCCGCUGCUCAAGCUACGACAAGCCUGCAACCAUCCACAGGUGGUGCGAGGGGCGUUCACGCGGCCACGCGAGAAGGGCCCCCUCAGUAUGGUGGAGCUGCUGGAGCGCCUCGUGGAGCGCACCAAGACGCAGGCCGAAGACGCGCACCGGGUCCUCGUGAAGGCCAGGAACGGCCUGGCCGCCGUCUGCGUCAUCAGGCACGAGUGGGCCGAAGCCGCCGAGCAUUACAGAGCUGUGCUGUCGUCGGCGGCGGAGCACGCGCAUCACUUCAAGACGGACUCGCUGCAGCGGCUGCACGCGCUGCACAACCUGCACGAGCUGCUCGCUGCGGGACACCCCAACAUCCCCCACACCCUCGAUGACGACGAGCUCGCACAGCGUGCUGCAGACAUCAAAGAAAAGUACCUGAAGCAAUACUCGACCAAAAUGAAGGAGGCGCAGAAGGACUGCCACCUCAACCAAGCUCAGGUGAUGCAGCUGGAGGAGGCGCGUGUCUCCAAGACGGACUGGUGGCUGUCCACCCUACAGGCUUUCGGGGACGACUUCGUCAAGGAGGUCCGCGAUGAGCUGCUGUCUCUAUACUCGCGAUUUGAAGAGAACAAGAGCGUGUUGUACCACGUGCUGAGCAAACAUCAGCUCAAGACGAUGCUUCAGACGCGCACCAAGCUCAUUAAUGCCCAACGCAAGGCGAUGAUCAAAGGAGUGGAGUCGCUCGCUGAUGCUGACCCCAAGGACCUCUUGGAAGCCGCCAUCGACUGCCACCUUCGACCCACUGAACGAAAGCCUCCCCAGUGCAAAAUAUGCGCCAUACACGAGCUCUUUCGCGAGUAUGAGAAGAAUCUGUUCCUCAUCACAGACAAGCAGCACACACGCACCACUGAGAAAUCAAAAGAAACUGCCGAUAUCAAAGAGAAAGCACAAGUGAUGGAAGCUACACGUAAAGGCAACUUUGGUUUGAGCGAAGUUGAGAAGAUAUUCAAGUAUCUUCAGACACGUUCUCUGGGCAAAGUGUCUGCCGAAGUCCACGAGGACGGACAAACACAUUUGAAGAUCUUUGAGGCGAUGAAGCGAGAGUUCUUCAAUUACCGAAUCUUUUGGCGCUGCAUCUUUGAUUUAGUGUCUGGACAUGAUGAAGUGAACAUGGCUACGCUCAGACUGCGUCUUCGUUAUCCCGACGAGGAACUCCCGCCUAAACUUCGCAAAGUGAAGAAGAAGAACGAAGGAGAUGAUCUGCUGCGCGACGACGUUGAGGUGCUGAGGUACGUCUUGGAAGAGAAUGAGGUCGCUGAAGAAGAACUCAAGUUCAGGAAUGAGAAGAUCGUUAAUGAGAACGAACUGCGGAUCAAACUUGGGCAAUUGCUGUACCUGCAGAAUCUUCAGAAAAAAGAUGUUAAUACCAGUGGUGGACAGAACCCUGAUCCUUGCCCCAUCUGUCAUUGUGCGCUGGGGGAAGAUUGGGCAGUCCUGUUGUGUGGUCACUGCUUCUGCAAAGGCUGCAUGAUGCUCAUCUGCACGAGGAAAAAUAUCCUCGUGGUAGGCUUACAGCGCGGGUCUGUCAAGUGUCCGCUGUGUCGUCAGUUGACGAUGGUUCGUGACAUAUCUUAUGUCGACAACAAAGUAUCUGUCAAGAAGGACGAAGACUUAAGCGUGAAGGUGGUGGGGAGCUUGUCGAGCAAAACUGAAGAGGUGGUGCGCGUGAUGCUGCGUAUCAAGUCUGAGGACCCUAAGGCCAAGGUGCUCGUCUUCUCCUCCUGGAAUGAAGUGCUCGACGUCAUCGCUGACGGCCUCGCCCAGAACGGCAUACCCUUCAGGAUGUUGAAGAAAGGCAACAAGUUCCAGGUAAACUUGUCUGCUUUCCGAUCUCGUUCGGAGAUCACGGCGCUGCUGCUGCCCAUCAUGUCGGGAGCGAACGGCCUGAACCUGACGGAGGCGGGCCACGUCUUCCUGGUGGAUCCUCUGCUGAACCCUGCUGCUGAGCUGCAGGCUGUGGGGCGUAUCCACCGCAUGGGACAGACCAAGGCGACGGUGGUGCAUCGUUUCCUGGUGCGUGGUACCAUCGAGCACCGCAUGUUCCGCAUACUGGGCUCUCUGCACCACUAUCCUGGCCGGGCCAAGACCACGGACGAUGACACUGAGAGUCCCGGGAAAAGUGAGGCGGGUGUAAACGUUGAUCGUCCCUCCACCUCUACUGAGGGUAGCGAUCAAGCAAUUGGUGGUCCGUCUACCUCUACUGAGGCUGGCCAUCAAUCAAUUGGUGGUCCAUCUACCUCUACUGAGGCUAACGAUAAAUCAAUUGGUGGAUCUACUAAGUCUGUUGAGGUUGACGAUGCGUCGAAAAGAACUGACGAUCCUAUGGAAGACCAAGAUGAAGAGGAGGAGGAUCAAGCUCCUCCUGCCUCGUCUGACGAGCUGUCCAUGACUAUAGGAGACCUUAAGACGCUCUUCGCGUUUCUGGGAGAGUCCGACUUGGCGGGUGACUUGGGCAUCCCACAGCCCUCGUGUAGUUCUACGUCCGGGAAGACUGCAGCUGCCGAAGUUGAUGUCACUGAAUCUAAAAAUAUUGAAGGCAGGAACGAAAGAUCGGACCUUCCUGGCAGUGAAGCGCCUUUGGUUCAAAGUGCAAUAGAGUCAACGGCCGAUAGACCGUCAGAUAUUGAUGCUGGCAAUGAGGUCUCAUCGUCCACUCAAGACGAGUCAAAGCUUCCGUCAAAUGAGGGUUUCAGCCAUCAACUUUCUUGCGAUGACAUUGCUUCUUCUAGCAGAGAGUUGCAACCAUUAAAGAUUUCAGAUCCCGAUGACGACUUGAAACCUUCCAACGUUCAAAAAUCUCUCGAGGAAAAAUCUUUCCGCGCAAGCGAUCAAAACAAUGACGCCCAACCUUCUGCAGGAGAAGCAAGUAUGGACCAAACUUCUGCUGAUGCUUCACCACAUUGUACUGAUGCUCUGAGAGGCGAUGCUCGCGUGUCGCCUGCAGAUGCCCCCGUGUCGCCUGCAGAUGCCCCCGUGUCGCCUGCAGAUGCCCCCGUGUCGCCUGCAGAUGCCCCCGUGUCGCCUGCAUAUGCCCCCGUGUCGCCUGCAGAUGCCCCCGUGUCGCCUGCAGAUGCCCCCGUGUCGCCUGCAGAUGCUCGCGUGUCGCCUGCACAUGCUCGCGUGUCGCCUGCAGAUGCCCUUGGUUCAGAUCAUGCAGAGUCCAAUUCCUCGGUUAGGAAUAAUAGAGACGAUGUCAAAGUUCCUCACAGUGCUAACCCUCCUGCAGAAACUAACCCCAUUGCUGACGCUACUCAUGUUAGCUCUCAACCUGAUUCAGAUAAUUCAUUCAACAUCUGCAACGUUGGUGACAUUGUUUCGAACGAGAAGAUUAUUCCUGGGGGUGUAGCAAACCUCACGCGCAGCUUUAAUAACACCAUACGGCAGUGCCAGGUUCUUGAUGCUGGUGGUGCGACUGUUACAACUGAUGCUGGUGGUGCGACUGUUACAACUGAUGCUGGUGGUGCGACUGUUACAACUGAUGUUGGUGGUGCUGUUGACACAGAUAGUGUGUUGAGUGCUGAUGCGAUAUCUGAUGCAGAUGAUGACGUUUCCCAAAGCAUUACCGGCGAUGCCGGUACCACUGAUGCUGGUGAGGCUCUUGCCAGUUCUACCACACCAUCCUGUAACCAUAAUGCGGUUGGCGUCACCGAGGACAGCUCUUCGUCUUCGUCUUGUACUGAAGGCCCCGACGCUGAUUUCGUUGGUUUUGCUGCCGUCGGGGCUGGGGAAGAGGAGGCUUGAAUUCGCUGUUUCUGUUUCUCUGUUGUACGAUGCAUUGCAAAUGUGGCAUUCCAAUAUUUAGCUUAAAUAGGAAGCGUUCACCACCAAAGUACGGGUAGCUGUCCUUUUAGGUAUAUGUUCGUCAAAGUGCAGGUUUCAAUGACUCGAAUUAUUUGUCAUUCACAAGUAUUUUAGGCAAAAACUUGUGAAAUUCGUUAUGGCGAAUAAUUUUAGCCAAAAAGUUAAUGAAUUAAACAAAGUAGCAGUUAGGGACAUGUUACAGUAAAAAAAUCAUUUAUUAUUUCUGCUCCACCAUAAAUCAAGUUGAUAAAUAUUGAAACGUUCGCACAACUGUAGGAGUCACACAUAUGAUCCCUGUCCCUAGUACGAAUAUUCGGAAAACAUUUUAUGAUUAAACUAAAAUUUGAAACUGAACCUCCAUCAACAAAUGAAUUAUAUUGGCUGGAGAGUAAUGGCGUGAAUUAUUGAAUUUUAAUUACAAUCACCGCAAAUUUGCUGUAAAUAUUUUUGUCGACGAUGUGGAGAUUACGUCACGAUUUAUCUCGAGUAUUUCGUGAGAAACUUCUGUGUUGUAAGCAUUUUAUGUUACUUCAUUGCUUGGAAAUCUCGAUUAUUACAAGCGUUGAUCCAAUGACUAGCAUAUGCAAAAUAUCGAUUUUAUUUCUUUAAACGGAAUGCUAGAAUUAAUGGUGGUUAAUUUUUUCGACUGAGCUGUACAUCUCAACCUCAUGCUCUUCAUGUCAGUAAUAACGGUGCCCUCAUCUCCAAUUCUAUGGUAAUUUGCUCAUGUAAAGUUAACGAAGGAGCAACGGUAUUUACAUCCUUCACUUCCAAAUGAAUUUUAUUGUCUACUUUUGUGCCAUUCGUAAUGGUUGUGUUGCAAUAAUUUAACUGAAGCAAUUCUCGACCACCUGCGUGUGUUGUGAUUUAGAUUUGUUGAUUUAUGUUCCAGUGUUCUUAGAAGAAAAUUACGGUUAUUUUUAAAAUAGCAGUAUUGUUUAAUGCUUGCUUGUUGUUCUUCAUUGCUCAAACAUCCAAUCAGAGAAAUAAGUGGGAUUUGUUCAAAUCGCAAUGCACUCCUACUCCUAUCCAUUAAGUGGGCCAUCCUGACUCAAUUUGGCUCCGCUGAAGGACAUAUCAGUGCUACAUCCUAUAUCUGCUCGAACUGUGUGUAUAAGAAAUUGUGUCACUACGUGGAUAGUUUGACUUCUUCAUUUUUCUGCGUGUAUAAUUGACUAUCUAUCCACUAUCAUCGUUACGAAGCACUUAACCUCCACUGGAUCUCUUAUUUUUGUCAGCACAAAACUCACUGUCAUUUUUAUCUUAUCAGUUCGUUUUAUGAGCAAAGGUUCUUGCCCGCCAGGCUGCCGUCCAUGACGCGUAUGCUGACGUGAGAAUAACGGUUUUCUGACGUUUAAUUUCUGGCGUUACUGGCCGUAUUUACGCGAGAUAUAAGAGUAAAGUACGUGAUCAAUACUCAGUUCUCUAAACAUGCGGGAGCAUGUAAACAUUUCUUUAACUCACCUCCUCCCGUCUUAUUUUCUGUUCAAUGCGAUUGUUUUCACGUUGUUCCACUGUGUUUUAUAUUGAUUUAUUAGUACAAGGUAAAUAGUGGUUAAAUUUCUUGUACCAUAAUUUUUUUAUAUUAGUACUGGCCUCAUUUCUUUCCUUCUAUCAUUUUUACGCUCCUUGAUUUUCUGUAUAUGCUGUCUUUGCUUCGCUUCACUGCUGUGAUAUCGGUUAAAUCUCGUUCUCUAUGCCUAGGGCAUUUAUUCUUGAAAUUUUCAACUUUCGUACCUGAAAUUUGGUUGUAAGUAUCAGUGUUUCGUUUCUCAGACGCUAUAUUAUCUGCGCGAUUAUACUAAUGUAAGUAACUGGACGUAAAUGUAUUUGAUUAAAAAUAAACUCUUCAA